UAAUGUGCGCCCCUCCGCCCCCCUCCUCCUCCCCUCCCCUCUCCAAUCCAGGCACCGGCGCAAUGGCAGUGCGGGGAGUAAAUGGCUCAGAGUGUCCGCGGCGGAAAGCGACCUAAACAGCGGACUGGGAGCCAACAAACAAAAACAACAACAAAGCAGGAAGGCGUCCAAAAAAAACAAAAAAAAAAACUUUUGUCCCCCAACACUUUCAAUAUCCCUCUUUCUUCCUUUGGGCUGUUUGUUUCUUCAGUGAUAGUGCGUGAAAACAUUGAGGACAUCUUAAUUGGACAUGUGAGUUUAUACGGGAGUUAUUAAGACAAGAAGGCUGUUUUUUUCUUCUUCUUCUUUCUUCUUUUUGGAUCAAAGAUGAAGUUCCAGGCGUGCGUCUUAGUCACUUUGUUGGUGAUCCGCUGGAGUGAGGCGCAGUCAGUUUGCCCUGGAACGGAGAACAAGCUGAGCACGCUGUCCGACCUGGAUCAGCAAUACCGCACCCUGAGGAAGCUCUACGAGAACUGCGAGGUGGUCAUGGGUAAUCUGGAGAUUACCAGCAUUGAUAGAAACCGCAAUCUCUCCUUCCUGAAGUCUAUAAGAGAAGUGACGGGAUAUGUGCUGGUUGCACUGAAUCAGUUUGAGUAUCUGCCGCUGGAGAACUUACGAAUCAUCCGAGGCACCAAACUAUACGAACGUCGCUAUGCUCUGGCCAUCUUCCUGAACUACAGGCGGGACGGCUUCUACGGCCUGAGGCAGCUGGGUUUACGUAAUCUCACAGAGAUACUGAACGGGGGCGUCUACGUUGACCAGAACAAGUUCCUGUGCCACGCCGACACCAUUCACUGGCGCGACAUUAUCAAGAACCCCCAGGCAGAGCUGCUCGUGGUUCCGUCCAACAACAGCAACAAUGGAUGCAGACGAUGCCAUCGCUCCUGUAACGGACGCUGCUGGGGUCCCCAGGAAAGCCAAUGUCAAACAUUGACAAAAACGGUGUGUGCAGAGCAGUGUGACGGUCGAUGCUUCGGGCCUUACGUCAGCGACUGCUGCCAUCGAGAGUGCGCCGGCGGCUGCUCUGGCCCCAAGGACACCGACUGCUUUGCUUGCACUAAUUUCAACAACAGCGGCGCAUGCGUCACCCAGUGCCCCCAGCCGUUUGUGUACAACCCCACCUCCUUCCAGCUGGAGCCCAAUCCCAGAGCCAAGUACACCUAUGGAGCUUUUUGCGUCAAGAAAUGCCCCCAUAACUUUGUGGUGGACCACAGCUCUUGCGUCAGAGCGUGUCCCAGCAACAAGAUGGAGGUGGAGGAGAAUCGGAUCAAAAUGUGCAUUCCUUGCACUGACAUCUGCCCAAAAGUUUGCGACGGCAUAGGAACAGGCAGCCUGCAGACGGCUCAAACUGUGGACGCUAGCAACAUAGAUAAGUUUGUCAAUUGCACCAAAAUCAACGGCAACCUUAUCUUUCUCAUCACCGGCAUUAAAGGGGACAUGUAUCAUGGCAUUGGACCUUUGGACCCGGAGCGUCUUAAUGUUUUCCGAACAGUCAAGGAGAUCACAGGGUUCCUCAACAUCCAGUCCUGGCCUGAAAACAUGACGGAUUUGAGUGUUUUCUCCAACUUGGCGACCAUCGGAGGCAGAGUUCUUUAUAGCGCUGGUGGUAUUUCUCUGCUGAUCCUGAAGCAGCGCUGGAUAUCCUCCCUUCACUUCCAGUCGCUAAAUGAGAUCAGCGCGGGAAAUGUCUACAUCAUGAACAACACCCGCCUCUGCUUCUACAACACCGUCAACUGGACGUCACUGUUUAGGACCCCGGAACAAAAAGUCCUCAUGCGCGACAACCAUGACCCAAAGAAGUGCACCCAGCAGAGAAUGGUGUGUGAUCGCAUGUGUUCGGACGAUGGCUGCUGGGGUCCAGGGCCCGACCAGUGCCUCUUCUGCCGAUACUUUAAGCGAGGCCGGACCUGCGUUGAAUCUUGCAACCUCUUUGAUGGGGAAGAGCGGGAAUUUGCCAAUGGAUCCAUGUGCCUGGAGUGCGACAGCCAAUGUGAGAAGAUGGACGGAAACAGCCUUACAUGUCUUGGCCCCGGCCCAGACCAGUGUGUAAAAUGCCUUCACUUCAAAGAUGGGCCCAACUGUGUGGAGAAAUGCCCAGACGGGUUGCAAGGUGCAAACAGCUUCAUCUUCAAAUACGCCAAGGCCAACAACGAGUGUCAUCCCUGCCAUGCCAACUGCACUCAGGGGUGCAUCGGGCCAAGACUCCAAGAUUGCGUCGGGAUGAUGGACAGGACGCCUCUAAUAGCAGCUGGUGUCAUUGGGGGCUUAUUCAUCAUCAUCAUCUUGGCGCUCAGCGUUGCCGUUUACGUUCGGCGCAAGAGCAUCAAGAAGAAGAGAGCCUUGAGACGCUUCUUGGAGACAGAGUUGGUGGAGCCGCUGACUCCCAGUGGGACAGCCCCAAAUCAAGCUCAGCUACGCAUCCUGAAAGAGACGGAGCUGAAGAGGGUCAAGAUUCUGGGUUCUGGAGCUUUCGGAACUGUCUAUAAGGGCAUCUGGAUCCCAGAAGGCGAGACGGUGAAGAUUCCCGUUGCUAUAAAAAUCCUCAACGAGACCACAGGCCCCAAAGCCAAUGUGGAGUUCAUGGAUGAGGCCCUGAUCAUGGCCAGCAUGGAGCACCCCCACCUGGUGCGCCUCCUUGGUGUCUGCCUGAGUCCCACCAUCCAGCUGGUGACCCAGCUCAUGCCCCACGGCUGCCUCCUGGACUACGUGCACGAACACAAGGACAACAUCGGAUCGCAGCUGCUGCUCAACUGGUGUGUCCAAAUCGCAAAGGGGAUGAUGUACCUGGAGGAAAGGCGGUUAGUCCACCGAGACCUGGCAGCUCGGAACGUGCUGGUUAAGUCGCCCAAUCACAUCAAGAUCACCGACUUCGGUUUGGCCAGGCUUCUGGACGCCGAUGAGAAGGAGUACAACGCGGACGGGGGCAAGGUUGGUAUGCCCAUCAAAUGGAUGGCUCUGGAGUGCAUCCAUUACCGGAAAUUCACCCAUCAGAGCGACGUGUGGAGCUAUGGAGUGACCAUCUGGGAGCUGAUGACAUUCGGUGGCAAACCGUACGACGGCAUCCCAACGCGAGAAAUCCCAGACAUCCUGGAGAAGGGGGAGCGCCUGCCCCAGCCUCCCAUAUGCACCAUCGACGUCUACAUGGUCAUGGUGAAAUGCUGGAUGAUUGAUGCAGACAGCAGGCCGAAGUUCAAGGAACUAGCCGCCGAGUUCUGCAGAAUGGCUCGUGAUCCGCAGCGGUAUCUGGUCAUCCAGGGGGACGACAGGAUGAAGCUCCCCAGCCCCAAUGAUAGCAAGUUCUUCCAGAGCCUUUUGGACGAAGAGGACCUUGAUGACUUGAUGGAUGCAGAGGAGUAUCUGGUGCCUCGGGGUUUUAACGUGACCGCUUCGUCGGGCACAGCAGACUCCAACAGAAACCAGUUUGGCUAUCGAGAUGGGGGCCCAAAUGCGUCGGAAGGAGCCCUGGCCGGGGCACAAAGCAGCGGAAACCAGGAAGCUUCUGGCAGCCAGGGACCGGCUCCGGAGGACCAGCGGUGCAAUGGAAGCCUGCAUAGAAAGAGCCAGAGCCAUGCUGCAGGGGAAGACAGCGGGACCCAGAGAUAUAGUGCCGACCCCACCAUCUUCCUGGGGGACAGAACGUCCAGAGGCGACACUGAUGAGGAGGGCUACAUGACGGCAAUGAAAGACAAGAGUUCCUCAGAGUAUCUGAACCCCAUCGAGGAGAACCCCUUUGUAUCCAGACGUAAAAAUGGUGAGAUCCACGCUUUGGACAACCCUGGGUACCACAGCACGCCCAACAGUCAACCUAAAGGAGAGGAUGAGUACAUCAACGAGCCCCUCUACCUCAAUACCUUCCACAAUUCUGCUGAGCUGGGCCUGGAGGCCCUGAGGAGGAACGGUUUACCCUUACCCAAUCUGCCUCCUUCUUCCAUCUCAGCCUCUGCACCAGGUUCCCAUCUCCCACUUACAGUUCAGACCAGUCUGCCCCACUACCCUUUGCCCUCGGUACAACCAUCUCCUGCUGGCCUGCCCUGCCUCCAUGUCCCAGCAACUCACAUCCUCCAUGCCCACAACACCAUCAAACCUCCAGGUGGCUCCGUCACUACAAGCCAAGCAGGAACUUCUGCUCAAGCCCAGGUGAGCCAAUCCGGUUCCCUUUCAACUUCAGCCACCUUUGGGCAUGGAAGCCUGCCAGCGUACCAGACCUUCACCCACUCACAUCCGGGGAGCUUGCUGAAACAUGGAGGGCAUACAUCAGGAAAGGCCAGUGGGAAGAAGCUCAAGGUAACCUUUGACAAUCCUGAGUACUGGCAGCACAGCUUGCCCCCAAAAUCAUCCAUACAGGUGGCCCCUGACGGGGCCCAGGGAGGCACAACCAAUGCCAAGCUCUUCUACAAACAGAACGGACACAUACGGCCAGCUGUAGCCGAAAACUCAGAGUACAUGUCUGAAUUUGCUCUAAAGUCCGGCACUGUUCUGCCACCUCCCCCCUACAGGCAGCGAAACACUGUGGUCUAGAUUGCCCCACCCACCCCCCAAUCUGCCGUCCGGACAUCCUAUCUGGUUCCACCAUCAGUGGCGUCGAACAAAAAAAACGACCCGACUCUUUGCCAUCUGCUGUAGCAACAUCCAAAUGAGUUAGACAGGUAUAACCAACUCGGACACCUUCCCUAUAUCCAGUCUGGUCCAUUUCUAUUUGUAGAUAGACUCUUACCACUCGAUGAGAUGCUUAUGGCAAAAAGAUCAGGUGGUGGAGGUACUCUGUGAUGAUGCACCAAGGCAGACGCACAAAGGAUCCAGCUUUGGGGACAUGAACUCACUGCCAGCCACCUUGGUGUCAAUUCUGUGAGAGAAACAAAGGCUUUUCUAUUAUUUGCCAGCAAAAAAAGAAAAAAGAAAAGCAAAGAGGAUGAGCAAUAGUUUCUUAAAUAGGAAAACCAUCACUGAAUGAGGUGGAAAAAGAAUAAAGAAUGUGAGAAAAGAACAAGGCGCAGUAUGGAAGGAGCAACAGAAAAAGACUUACCCGUCAUAUUCAGUGUUUUUGCCUUUCGGGUUAUAACGUGUGUUCUUGAAUUUUCCAUCAAAUGUGUGAAAAUCAUCUAAUCCUAUUGUUACUGUGAUGAUGUGAUGGCCAGAACUGCAACGAUCUCUUUUCUUUGUAGUUCAACCUCAGACUUUAUACAACCGCCUGAAAAUAUCCAGGGCAACUACUGUUAGUUAUUUCCUUUGUUUGUUUUUGGUGAACUGCUGUAAGCUUGGAGAUGAUGAUCAAAAAUCCCAUUCAAGGGGGGAAAAGUACACUGUUGUUACAUUUCUAUACACUACUGAAAAUGAUUCAUUUUCUACACUGUUUUUUUUUUUCCCUUUCACAUCUCAAAGCUAAAUUUAAUGAGUAAAUGUGAAGUAAAUUGCUGCAGACAGACAACAGUGAAAAGAUAAUCUGGAAAGCGGCAGAACUCAAAAUGUCGAUCACAGGGAGAGGGAUUCCUCGGAAGAAAUUUUAGCAAAGGUUCCUACAAGCUGACUGAUGAAGACCUCAAGGAACGAUUGUGGCAGUACAAGCAGGGUGCAGGAAAAUAGGCAACCUGUUAAUGCGUGCUUGCAUCAGUGUGAUUGGGAUGAGUGACUAUGUGUGUUUCAGCAAGCCAUCUUGGCCCCUUUGAGAAAGAGAAGUAUCGUUGUCAUUAACAACUUAGUAGUGUUGUUAUUAACAGCUGUAGAUAUUAACCAACAGUGUGCUUACGAGGGGUGAAUUUUGGCAUGGGUGUUGCAAUAAGAUACGUGUCACGAUAUUUGGAUCACAAUACGAUAUUAUCGCAAUAUCAUUAUAUAUUGCGAUAUUUUUCCAGCUAUCAAAAUUAAAUGAAAAAUAAAUAGAUAAUAUAACAGA
Molecule: messenger RNA, 5929 nt
Organism: Cyprinodon tularosa
Lineage: Eukaryota; Metazoa; Chordata; Actinopteri; Cyprinodontiformes; Cyprinodontidae
Product: receptor tyrosine-protein kinase erbB-4-like
Exons: 27
Coding region: 367-4557 (1396 amino acids)
Biological process (GO): positive regulation of kinase activity; multicellular organism development; protein phosphorylation
Cellular component (GO): signaling receptor complex; basal plasma membrane
Molecular function (GO): ATP binding; transmembrane receptor protein tyrosine kinase activity; epidermal growth factor receptor binding
Source: RefSeq, a predicted model, not a curated record